CAGAGAUCAUCAUCACUUCACUUCACUUCAACUUAGGAAGUCGGUGGGACACCAUUAAUUUCCCCACUUUCCGAUGUAGUUAUAGUACGACAAUCUUUACUCUUCAAUCGACGCUUUUAAUAUAAUCAGAAAAUACGUCAUUGUUGUUUCAUCAAAUUUUUACCAUGGAAACUCACCUGAUGAUGGGCUCUUCUUCUCCUGCUCUCUUCACGACUUUCCUGAUUUCUGUUUACUUACUUUGCCACUUUGUGUGUCUUGUGGCGGCGGACUACACCGUCGGAGUGAACUACGGCACCGUUGCCGACAACCUUCCUCGGCCGUAUCAGGUUGCGUCUUUCUUGAAAGACCAAACCACCAUUGACAGAGUUAAGAUCUUUGAUGCUAACCCGGAUAUUAUUACCUCCUUCGCCAACUACAACAUCUCCCUCACCAUCACCGUCCCCAACGGCGACGUUUUAGCCGUCUCCAAUCUUCCCGCCGCCCAAUCAUGGGUUGCCGCCAAUGUUCUUCCUCACUAUCCCCAGACCAAAAUCCGCCGUAUCGCCGUCGGCAACGAAGUUAUUGCCGCCGGCGAUAAGAAUCUCAUCGCCCAUGUAGUUCCGGCGAUGAAAUCCGUUCACGCCGCCUUGAAGCUCGCCGGAAUUACCGACGUUCAGGUCUCGACGCCUCAUUCCAUGGGUAUAAUGGCGAAAUCCGAACCGCCGAGUUCGGGUCGGUUCAGACGCGGGUACGAUAAGGUCAUCUUUGCCCCGAUGUUGGAGUUCCAUCGCCAGACCGCGUCUCCGUUCAUGGUUUGCCCGUAUCCUUAUUUCGGGUUCACGGACAAAACUCUGGAUUACGCGCUGUUCAAGCCGAACGGCGGCGUUUUUGACGAGGCUACCGGGGUUAACUACACCAACAUGUUUGACGCGCAGAUGGACGCGGUUUACUCGGCGAUGAAGAGGCUUGGGUACGGCGACGUGGAUAUCGUGGUUGCGGAAACGGGUUGGCCUUCUGCGGGUGACCCGAAUCAACAGGGCGUCAGCCUGGAGAAUGCGGUUUCAUAUAAUGCGAAUCUCGUGAAGCAUGUCAAUUCGGGUUUGGGUACUCCGUUGAUGCCCAACCGGACCUUUGACACUUUCUUGUUCUCAUUGUUUAAUGAGGACCUCAAGCCCGGAUUGUCCGAACGGAAUUUUGGCUUGUUUCGACCCGAUUUCGCACCCGUCUACGAUGUGGGCAUUCUCCGCAACCAGCAGCAGGUUGUGGCCCCUGCUCCGACGACAAUAACGGCGGCCCCAUCACCGACGGCGGCGGAUAAAGGCCAGAAAACCUGGUGUGUACCAAAGGAUGAUGCUACAGACGCGGCUUUGCAGUCUAACAUAGAUUACGUUUGUGGAUCUGGAGUGGAUUGUAAGCCCAUACAAGAUGGUGGGCCUUGUUUUUUGCCAAAUACGGUUAGAUCUCAUGCAUCUUACGCCAUGAACGCAUAUUAUCAAGCCUAUGGACGUAACGAUUAUAAUUGCGACUUCACUAGUACUGGUGUUAUCACCACAGCUGAUCCUAGUUACCAAGAAUGCACCUAUGUGGCUUAGCUAGGGAGGAGAAGGAGCUGUUCAUUUUCAUGGGAACAUUUGUGAAUUGAUAAUUAACUGGUGUAGCUUACCGCCUAAUAUGAACGAUAAUCUGUCUUUGUUGAGACGAUGAGGAUGUGUUUAUUAUAUGUGAUGAUUUAAUUCUGUUUUCUUUUUCUUGAGUGACUUUGAACUAACAGUUUACACUUUAGACCGUAAAAGUAGUCCUUCUGUAAUCUAUUAAAUUUACUUUGAGGGCCAAGUCAUUAAGUUAGGUUUGGAUAGGCCGGGAAUGUAACGUGGCUCAUCUUCUCAUUUUGGAUUUUGUUUAGUGUUAUUUCGUGCAAG
Messenger RNA from Oldenlandia corymbosa var. corymbosa, 1898 nucleotides. NCBI's taxonomy places the organism in Eukaryota, Viridiplantae, Streptophyta, Magnoliopsida, Gentianales, Rubiaceae. The record is from the annotation of a GenBank genome assembly.